CUCAAAAUGGCUGCUUCCAUGAAAAAAGGCAUGUCAGCGAAGAAAAGGAAACUUGGAGAUCUGAGUGUGGAUGAGUUUAUGGCUGGAAACAUGGACUCCAGUGACUCAGAGUCAGAUGCUGCUGUCAGCACCAAACAGAAGGCUAGUAACAAGAAGAGGAAAGACAAAAAACUAAAGUCGACCAAGUCAGUGCCAGCUAUGAAAGGUGACCAUGGUGUGAUGUUGAAGCACAAGACAUCCCUGCAGAAGUUACAGGCCCAGGAUCCCGAGUUCUACGCGUUCUUGAAGGAUGAAGAUGAAUCACUGCUCCAGUUUGGUGAAGCAUCAGAUUCAGAUGUCACAGACAGCAGUGAAGAUGACAAUAGCAAGUCAGACGAAGUGGGUUUAGACAUGGAACUUGAGGAAAAUGGUGAUGAUGAUCUGGAAAUUGAAUCGUCUGAAGCUGAUGAUGAUGAUGCGGAUGACAGUGAUGAAGAGGGUGUUGAUGAUGAUGAAGAUGAUGAUAGUGGUGAUGAAAUUAAUCAAGAAAAGGUUAUGAAGUUCCUUGAAAAGAAAAAUCUGGAAGAAAUUGCAAAGAAAAAGGCAGAACUUGCUGACUUUGAUAGAAAGAAAAAAGAAAAUGAUGGGAAGAAACAGAAAGGAAAUAAUAUUGAUAAACCAGCAAAAGAAAAGGGUAAGAAAAAGAAGGUUGAGGAAGCUAAGAAGAAUGAAGAAGAAACCACUAAAAAAUCGAAAGACAAAAAGAAGAAAAAUGCUGAUAAAAAGGAAGAAAUUGUUGAAAAGGUUGAGAAAGUAAAGAAAUCUGAUAAAAAACUUAAACUUGAGGUUGAAAAGAAGAAGAAAGGAAAUAAAGCAGCAGUUACUGAGGAGAGUGACAGUGAAGAAGACAUGGAUGAUGAGGAAAUCAAGUUUGACAUGGACUCAUCUGACUCAGAUGAAGAAGGAAUGGUCCACACGUUACCUGACGAAUUAGAGGUGAUGACUGACAGUGACGAGGAAGUGGGUGGGACAGAGCAGAGAAGUGGGCGUGCCUCUGUGACGAGUGCCAUGGUGAAACAGUGGACCAAGAGGUUCAAGUCCCAACCGUCACCAGCCCUGCUUCACGAGGCAGUUCACGCCUUCAAAGCUGCCGUUCAGCACACCGCCACUGAGUCCGCAGCCACCAAAUAUAAGGUGGAGGGAGCAAAAGUGUACAAUGCUGUGGUGCGAAUGUGUCUAAUCGAGAUACCUGGGGCGCUACACAAGAUUCUUUCCCUGUCAACUACGCCUGAUUUACAGAAACCCAUUCUGCCCUCGACUAACGAUCAGAAAUGGCGGAAAAUAAAAGUGGAUGUGAAAUCUUAUCUGGCAGAUGUUUUGCAGCUGAUGACAGGCCUAUCAGAGAGCAAUAUGGUGAACGUUCUGUUGAAACACGUACAUCGGCUCAUCGCCUUCUACGCCUGCUUCCCAAAACUCACAAAACUCAUGCUGAAGAGGGUGAUCAAUCAGUGGAGCUCGGGGGAAGAGACAUCUCGUAUCCUGGCAUUCCUCUGUGUGAACCGGAUGAUCAGGGUCAACCAGGAGGCUCACCUCGAGAACUGUGUCAAGCAAAUGUACAUGGCAUAUGUUCGUAACAGCAAGUUCACGUCCCCCAACACCCUGCCGCUGAUCAACUUCAUGCAGCGGUCAUUUGUGGAGAUCCUUGUGCUGGACUACAGUCUGGCGUACCAGUAUGCCUUUAUAUACAUCAGGCAGCUGGCAAUACACCUCCGUAAUGCCAUCACUACCAAAAAGAAGGAGUCAUGCCAGGCAGUGUACAAUUGGCAGUUCAUCCACUGUAUCGGACUGUGGACCCGGGUGCUGUGUACCAUGUACCCUAAUGACAUCAUGGAGCCCCUAAUCUACCCCCUAACCCAGGUCAUCAUAGGGACCAUCAAGUUGGUUCCAACACAGCGUUACUACCCGUUGAGGUUCCACUGUGUACGAGCCCUGACGGAGAUCUGCAAGGCAACGCGCACCUUCAUCCCUGUUCUUCCUUUCCUCAUGGAGGUGUUCGAACAAACUGACUUUAACAAGAAACACAAGAACAUCAGUCUUAAGCCGCUCAACUUUGCCUGUAUCCUGAAACUCUCCAAGACACAGCUCGUAGAAAAGGCCUUUAAGGAUGGGCUUAUUGACCAGCUGUACGAGCUGUUACUGGAACACUUCAAUGCGCAUGCACACUCGAUCGGGUUUCCGGAGCUGGCACUUCCGGCACUAAUGCAGCUGAAGGACUUCUUGAAGAAGUGUAAGGUGGGAAACUUCACGAAGCAGGUGAAACAGAUUGUAGACAAGGUGGAGGAACAUGUCAAGUUCAUCAACGACCGCCGCCGACACGCCAACAUCAGCCUCACCGACGAUAAGGCUAUUGAGCGAUGGGAGCGGGAGUGUGAACUGUCUGGUUCCCCGAUCAACAAGUUCUAUAGUACGUGGAGGAAACUGAGAGACCGGGAACUAAUGCACCAGAUUGCCGCCAGGGACCAGGUUGUUGACGUGGAACUUCCGGCCAUCAAGCGCCGACAGAAGGCUUCCGGUGAGGAGCGGCAGGAGUUCGGUGCCUUGUUUGACACCGACAGCGAGGACAAUGAUGAAGACUUGACCGAUAGAUUUUUGCCUCCGGAGGAAAAGAAGAAAUUACAGAAAGCGAAGAAAGAACAGGCAGGGAAACAGAAGAAAGCGUCUGCUGACGAUGAUGAGGAUGAUGACGACUACAGUGACUUUGACAGCGAUGAGCUUGAACAACUGGCAGGCUCAGGAGAUGAUGACGAGGACGAGGAGGAAGAGGAGGACAUUGCUAUGAAAAAUGGUUCUAAGCGCAAGCAACAAACUGGUAAUCGUGGCGACGUCGAAGAAGAAGAUGAUGAUGAUGAUGACGAUGAUAACGACAACGACGAUGAUGAUGAUCUUGAAGAUGAUAUUGUUAAAGACUUCACAAUGUCUUCUGAUGAAGACGAUUAAGCCCUAAUAAACCAUUGUUUAAAAAACGCAUUUAAUGUUACCAUGAUAAAUGACAAUUUCAUUUUUUUGCAGAUCUUCCUAUUCAGAAUGUUUAUUUCAUAAUUUCACCUUGAACGUUCGUUCAACUUGACAAGUCAGCGUUGUUGUGAGUUAUAACAGAUGCAUGUAUUUUAAUUAAGAUGGUUUCUUGAACUAUUGUUUUAUUAAUGCAACUUAAUAAAUAAAUGAAUUUUACAAAACAA
Messenger RNA from Mya arenaria, 3218 nucleotides. RefSeq names its product nucleolar complex protein 2 homolog. Gene Ontology annotation, molecular function: histone binding; transcription corepressor activity. Lineage: Eukaryota; Metazoa; Mollusca; Bivalvia; Myida; Myidae. Gene Ontology annotation, cellular component: Noc1p-Noc2p complex; nucleolus; nucleoplasm. The record is from RefSeq and is a predicted model, not a curated record. The transcript has 19 exons. Gene Ontology annotation, biological process: ribosomal large subunit biogenesis; negative regulation of transcription by RNA polymerase II. The coding region runs from base 7 to 2976 and encodes 989 amino acids.